AUCCUAUGAAUACAGGUAGUACAACUACAUCGUAGAUGAAUUGUGCAACUGCUCUGCUCUGAGAUCCUGAGAGUAUAACUGGUUGGCAUACAAACCAUUUAUUAUAUAUAGUUUUUUUUGUUUCAGGACUAGAUAUAAUUAGCUAGAACAAGACUGCAAGCAAAAUCUAGUUCUACUGCACUGGAAGCCUAGCUGGUUUAAACAAGGAGCUGAACUAAAAUGAAACUGUAUCUGCUGUGUGUAGCUGUCUUGGUGCUGCAAUUCUGCUGGUGCCAGGGUGGAUCUAUGGACUACGAUAUGGACGAUAUAUUCACCACGCAGUCACCUACAACUCCAUGUAUGGGAAGCAGUGAGUCUGGAUCUGGAUCAGGACUGUCACUGACAACAGACUGCAUGACUGGCUCAACUACUACGGAGGAUGUCCCGGGCACAAUGGAACCAGAAGAGUGUGUCCCUCCGUCUCUCCCGGGCCUUCCAUCACUGACGAGGGAGGACGCUGUAUGGAGGGCUCAGUGCUACGCUGGAUGUGCAUCAAUUUACCUCGGUGAAGCCGGCUUCAGUCAACCCACCCUGCAGACUCUGGGCUACCCUGGUUACCCACUGUGGAGUUUAGUGACCAAGUCGUAUAUUCUGAGUGAGGAUAUCACCAAUGACUGUCUAGAGGGAGGAGCGGCAGAUCUCAAUGGAUGUAAUGCUGACUGCUUUCGUUUGAGUAAUGCUUACAGACAGAUUCUGGAUUGUGAAAGAGGUUGUUUGCAGAACUUUAAUGAUCCUCAAGACCCCAUCACAUGUGGCAGUAGUUGUAGAAGCGACUGCAGACAGAAUGAACAGAACGGUUGUGGUGGCACAAAGGGCUGCUUCAGUGACGUUGUCCAACCGUGCGGCCUUCGUUGCAAUCUCGGAGACUGUCAAGCCGGAUGUACAUAUGCUGCCAAUUUUUUUGAAAGCUCAUACCGUGAAGAAGCUGUUCCUGUGGAGCCUCCCACCAUCACUAUUCUACCAGGCUCCAGCAUGAUCUACUACAUUGAUCUAAACAACACGACUCUCCCUGUGACCAAUGAGAGAUUGGGCUAUUCAACGCUGAUCAUCAAAGUGGAGAAUUUGUCAGAUAACUCGUCAUCUUAUUAUGUACUGGAUGAAGGUUUUCAAUUCAACUUGGGAUCCUUUUCCAACCAGAAAGUCAACAUAUCGUAUGCUGUGGUAGCCACUAAUACCGAAGUGUCUCCAUUUUCUCGACCCACUGAACUAACAGUUGGAGAAGCUGUGCUAACAGAGUUCCCUGGGCAGCUGCAAACCUUUCAAUACGAAGUGCUUGAAGAUCCUGAAACUUUCAGAUACUUCAUGGUACAACUAACCUGGAGCCUGCCAUGCAAUGCGGAAUAUAUUGAGGGUUAUCGGAUUUCUCUCUCUGGGUUUUCAGUCUUCUGCGGGUCAUUUCAGGCGGAUGUUUUGAGCGGCACUCCUGAGUUUCCUGAGAAUUCGACGAGCUUCACCAUACGCAACACUGAGACCUUUGACCCCGAUAACAUCAUUGCCCCAAUCUCAGCCUGCUCCUACACUGCUAGGAUUGUAGUUCUACCAGAUGGCCCUGACUCCGGGGAGCCUGCUUCAAUCAACAUCAACUCAGGAAUAUAUCGUCAGCCAACCAUGGCAGACUUCAGCCUGAACUGUUCCAGCAGAGUCAACCCUCAAACAGGACGAUCAUACGACCUCACAGUUGAGCUCGUUUUCUGUCCUGCUUUCACUCAAAUAUUCCAGGAUCAGGCAAUCGAAAAUUUCCAGAUUGCCUCCGUUGUCUAUAAUAAGAACAACCCUCCGACUCCCCUUCCUGGAGGUAUCAUAUUUCUAAAUUUAGGGCGUGUCAAUGGAAGUUUGCAACAGUUUCACACCUUCUUCGAAAGUGCUCCACUACCUUCAGACCAGCAGUACAGAAUUUCAGCUGAUCUGAGGUACCAGAGAGGACUACCGCGUGAUCUCUCUAAUGAUGUUAUCUUUGCAACAUGCUUUCUACCAGACGUGGGUCCGGUGUCACCAGGCAAUGUAACACUUGUUAACAGUACCAUAGUUGGUCUGCCCAGCGAAAGCUUUGGAACAGGGCAAAGAAAUAUAUUUACUCAGAUCAGAGUCGUUUGGUCUCCGCCCGAGAGCCUGGGCUCAGGAGUGACAUCGUACCAGGUCCGAGUUGAAAGAGAACCAAUUGAGAUUGACGAUAUGAGUGUGUCUAAUGACAAAGUAGCUGAUAAUGGGCAGCUGUCUCUGCAAGAGGAGUACUCUUUUAGUGACGUUCCUGCUGGCAUCAUCACUCUGUAUGUACAGGUUCGAGCCUCCAAUGACCCAGCUCGAGUUGUCGGACUGUGGAGCGUUCCAGUUGAACUCAACGUGACAGUGUUCAACCCUCCAUCCCCUGGCACCAUGAAAGAAAAUGAUUACAAUAUCACCACUUUUUCUUACAGUAUCGACCACCAAUCAAUGAACCAGCUGUCGGUGAUGAUGGAGGUCGAGUUUAUAUCCCCUAUUAUUGAGUUUGGGGUGGUCAACCAGUACCAGUUCUAUGGUGGACCCGUGGAGCUGGAAGCACAAGACAAUAGUCCAUCAAGAGUCACUAGUUUCACUCCGAAAGUGUCUGACAGUCGACAGCCUCAGACUGAACCCUCUAUAUUCUCUGUUCCAAUUCCAGAACUAGGAAAAAGCGCCAGUGCUUUCGUACAGAUGCGAGCCGUGACUAUUUUUGAAGGUAGCACCCUCAUGCGCACUGGAAACUGGAGCCUACCGGAAACAGUCUCAAUUUUUAUCACCCCUCCCCCUGGCGACGUCUCCAUCAAUAGAGAUAAUAUUGUCUUCACUGCUGUAUUUUUUGGAAGCCAACUAAGACUAACCGUUAGCUUGGAGGUCGAGUGGACGAGUCCCAAUGUAACCUUGAGUAGUAUCCAGCGGAAGAAGCGACAAUCUGAUGCCAUGGAAACAAUGUUUAGAUUAGCUCUCGGAACUGAGCCGAUCGAAAUGUUUGGAGAAAUACCAGUGGACACUGCUACGCAGACAUUCGAUGGGAGCAGUGUCAGUGGUAUGGUGGAUGCUAACCUGUUCUUUGAUAAUGAAGAAGAUCCUACGAACUCAACACUGUAUCUACAGAUUCAGACCCAGACUCCCCUGUCCAUGGAUGGUGGUGCCUGGAGUGACCCAAUCGCUAUCAACGUGUCCAAUGUCAACUUCGUACAACCUGGCUUGUCUGUGGGUGCAGUGGUUGCAAUCGCUGUUGCAAUUCCAUUCGUAUUGAUCCUAGUGUUACUGUUAGUGCUGAUACUGGUUCCCGUGGGAUUGAUCAUCAGGAGAAAGAAGAGAUACCAAUAUGUUACUGAAGAUUUUACUGACAACAACAUGAUGAAUCUGGCCAAUGAGCAGAAAAUGACUUCAUUCUUUGCCGGGGAGAUAGAGGGAAAAGAACCACUACUGGAUGAGUGGGAGAUUGACACUGGUGAGGUUAUAGUGGAAGAUCAUCUCGGAGAGGGAGCCUUUGGUUUGGUGUUCAAGGGAGUUGUUCGUGGACCACUCAGAAACUCUAAACUCAGUCCAAAACUCAAGCAAUCUAUUGCCAUUCCUGUAGCCAUCAAGUUGCUCAAAGACACUGCUUCACGUAAAGAGAGGAAGGACUUUCUUGAUGAGAUUGAGACAAUGAAGAAGAUAUCAGACGGUUUCAAUCCUCAUGUAGUGAACAUGGUUGGCUGUGUGACCCUACAGGAGCCGCUGUGCCUCAUUACUGAGUUCGUACCUCACGGAGAUCUCCUGGACUACCUCAGGAACCAACGAAAGAAGGCUGCUUCCAAGAGGAGAAGUGAUUAUAUUCUGCGUCAGGAACUCGAAAACCAAAAGAAAGCUUACGAUGAACUCAGACGCAAAGUGGAGAUACUCCAAUCAGGCCAGGAGGAUGACCCCUCUCGCUCAACCGGGGGCAGUGGCUAUGCCGAGAUCGUGCAGCUGAGGGAUAUGGAGCAACUGGGGGAGCUUUCGAAAAACCAAAUGAUGGAAAGUCAGGGAGUGGAAGGAAUAAGAAAUCAGGUCAUACAAGAAGAGGAGGCUGGUCUGCAUACUAUUGUGGAGGAGAACACUUUUGCCGAUAACGACUCUGACGGGAUGCCUUCUUCUCCUGCCCCUUACCUGGAAGCCAGCAAUGAGUACUCUCACCUUGACCCCCCCCAGAAGGGAGUGGAGGCAACCAACGAGAAACAGGAUGAGGAGGAAGACCCGUACAUGGAACUAGGGGAGCUGGAGGCUAACGACCUCAUGCAGUUUGCCUACCAGAUCGCCACUGGAAUGGAAUAUCUUGCCAGUCUAAACAUAGUGCAUCGCGACCUGGCCUGUCGUAACAUCCUGGUUGGUGAGGACAAGAAUCUUAAGAUCACUGACUUUGGUCUCUCCCGAGAGGUAGAGGAAGUGUACGUGAAGAAGACACGAGGUCGCCUGCCCCUCAAGUGGAUGGCUCUUGAAUCUAUCAAUGAAAGAGAGUUCUCCACCUCCUCUGAUGUGUGGUCCUUUGGAGUGGUCCUUUGGGAGAUUGGAACACUGGGUGGCUUCCCCUACCCAACCAUCAGCAACACUGAUCUCCUCAUGAUGCUAAAGCAAGGCUAUCGUCUCGAAAAGCCAGACAACUGCGCCCCUCAAGUGUAUGAAGUGAUGCUUGAGUGCUGGAACGAGCAUCCUAUCGAUCGUCCCACCUUCACAAAAUUGCGCAGCAAGUUCAGCGAUAUGCUCCUAGCAACCACAAGUGAUACGUACAUGAUCCUCGAAGUUGAUGACCAGAAGGUCUACUACACGGUGGCAGAUGAUGAUGAAAAAAGAGAAAGAAGUGAUAGCAGCAGUUCUUCAGAUAGUGACUCGAGUAUCAAGAAAUCGAAAAGCAAGGAGAUUAAAAAGCCAGUGUGGUCAAAGCCAGUCAAUCCUUAUGUUGAUACACCUGCCAGUCGAUUGGAGCCAAUUACUGAGUACGCUCAGGACGAUGAUAAUGUGGUGACCGUCGAACAACACGAUACUUCUUCUUCGGACGAGGACGAAUAUGACAGAAGGGGAAUUGAGAGUGCAUAUGUGGAUCAACCUGCAAUGCGUUCCGUUCCAAAUAUGUCAGAUUCUAAUUCCAAUGAACCUCAAAAUGGGCAUGUUUUAAGUUCCGAGGAUGGUGAUCGCCAUAUGAGUACCGGAGUCCCGAUUUCUCUGCUCACUGACAAUAAACCCACCCAGCACACGCCGGUCACACACCACAGCAAGUCAAACCCCUACGUUGAUUCCCCAGGCACUGGACAGCUGUUGCCUGACCCGCCGAAAUACGAGAAUGAGAUUGUUAUCGAUUCUUCUCGAAUGAAACCUCUGAGUGAGGAGUUGGGCCUAAUGGAUGGUGGGGACACUGGUACCGUACUAUAAACUAAUUUGGAUUCAAAAACUGAUGAACUAUAAGUCAAACUUUACUCAUUUUAAACAAAUUUUGUAUUGAUAUCUUACUGCUGCGCUAUGUAAUAAAACAUUUAGAAGUUUACUUUCACUGUAUCCCUAUUGCAUCUAUAAUAUAUUAUCUUGGUUAGUCUAA
This is a messenger RNA of Halichondria panicea, 5572 nucleotides long. RefSeq lists its product as uncharacterized. The record is from RefSeq and is a predicted model, not a curated record. Gene Ontology annotation, biological process: protein phosphorylation; multicellular organism development; positive regulation of kinase activity. NCBI's taxonomy places the organism in Eukaryota, Metazoa, Porifera, Demospongiae, Suberitida, Halichondriidae. Gene Ontology annotation, molecular function: ATP binding; transmembrane receptor protein tyrosine kinase activity; protein binding. The transcript has 31 exons. Bases 220 to 5409 code for a protein of 1729 amino acids. Gene Ontology annotation, cellular component: plasma membrane; signaling receptor complex.